ACGAACGCUGAGAAAGCUGUACUCCACACUCCGCAAUUGGAGAGCCAUCCCAGUUGCGUCUGCGUACCGCGGUUCACGACAGCCUCGAUGUCCCCAACCGAUCGCGAUACAUCCGUAACCCCCAAAACCCUGCUACCAACUGCAAAUUAAGGUUAACCACCCUCAUCUCAUCGGCUACACAGGCACGGCACGGGUAAAGCCCCUCGAAUGAGCUUCGUUCCGCAUCCCAGUUGUACCAAGGUUUCAAUGACACCCAUGUCGCUCUCGAGUCUCCCCCGUCCGGACAAACGUUUAUCCGAGCGGAGCUACGUGUCGAGUUCGCAGAUGCGUGAUGUCACGCAUACCCUAGCUGCCAAGACCUCCCGAGAGUGCUGCCGCGGCACAUAUUAUUCUCCCGAAAUGAGGGCGAGGUUGUCGCUAUACUUGGAAGUUGCAUGCAAGGCGCGCGGGGCGAUAGGCAACAGCUGCAGGAAGACAUAUAUAGAUCUCGAUGUUCGGGCAGGGGGAUCGGGAUGGCACGUAAGGUGGGGAAGGAGGAAGACGGAGGAUGAAACGCAACGGAGAGGGGUUUGGGAAUGGUGGAAAUGUACGGCACAUCAGUUGGAUGAACAGGGUUCGCCGAGACGUGUCGGUGGUCCGGGCGGUUACGGUUCUCCAUCUUGUCACUCCCCGGUCCUGCCGACCGACCUUCUUCGCGUGCUACCCAUCUCUUACGUACAAAUGCGUUUCGUCCAAGACACUUUCGUCAUCGAGAGCAAGCGGGUGCGAGCAUCCGCCUCCGGGCGUCCGGUAAACGUGGGAAAAUACCGCAAUGCACUUUCGCAGGUGCAGAAGAGUAAGACCGACGUUUUGUGAGGAGCGGCCGACACGUAAGAGAGACUCCAACAAUUUUGGUAACGAUGGAUUUAACAACAGUGAUCUACAUCAUCACCUGACUGUCAAACCUCUCCAGACAAGGACUCGAUUCUGGGAUGAUCAUCAGGCUCGAUGCCCCAGGGUAACGCAACUCCACACACUUCUAUGGCAACUCCUCCUUGAAUAGCUCCAAGAUCUCCUCGAUAUUGUUCAU
Molecule: messenger RNA, 1069 nt
Organism: Saitoella complicata NRRL Y-17804
Lineage: Eukaryota; Fungi; Ascomycota; Saitoellomycetes; Saitoellales; Saitoellaceae
Exons: 2
Coding region: 208-855 (215 amino acids)
Source: RefSeq, a predicted model, not a curated record